CUUUCGCAGAGGGAGCUGACUUCAUUCUCAGCAGCAGUCACUCCUCUCUCUCAUGAUGGACGGUGACAGCGGCUCUCUGGCCCGGGAGAACCCUCCCGGGGUCCGCUACAGCUCCAUGAGCAGCCCGGGCUCCGAGACAGCCACUGCCAACUUUCACAUCAGCCGUGGCAGGUCUUAUCUGGUCGUGGCCAUUCUGUUCCUCAUUAACCUCUUGAACUACAUGGAUCGCUCCAUCAUUGCAGGUGUCUUGGAUGGCAUUCAGGACUACUUUAAAAUAAGCGACUCCUCUGCUGGUCUAUUACAGACAGUCUUCAUCUGCAGCUACAUGAUAUUGGCUCCUUUGUUUGGUUACCUGGGUGAUCGGUACAACAGGAAGGUCCUCAUGUUUGUUGGAAUACUCAUUUGGUGCGGCGUGACACUGGCAGGAUCCUUCGUCACUAAGUCUUAUUUCUGGGUGCUGGUCUUGUGCCGAGCGCUGGUUGGUGUUGGAGAAGCCAGUUACUCCACCAUUGCCCCCACCAUCAUUGCUGACCUCUUUGUGGAUGAUGCAAGGACCUUGAUGAUCUCCAUCUUCUACAUUGCCAUCCCAGUGGGAAGUGGUCUGGGUUAUAUACUUGGAUCUGGUGUCAUGAAACUCUCCGGGGACUGGCACUGGUCAAUGAGGGUGACCCCGUGUGUAGGAGUGGUGGUUCUCAUCUUACUCAUUCUCUUUGUUCCGAACCCUCCGCGAGGAGCCUCCGAACAGCGCACAGACUCACCCGAAUCCAGGACCUCCUGGCUGCAAGAUGUCAAAUACCUGUUCACAAACUGGAGUUUUGUACUGUCGUCCUUUGGCACUGCCGCAGUCACGUUCACAACGGGUGCGCUGGGAUUCUGGGCACCCAUCUUCCUGCUGCGAGCACAGGGCACCAAUGCCAACCCUCAGAACACGGCCAGCAAGUCACAGGACAGUUUAAUAUUUGGAGCCAUAACCUGCGUGACCGGAAUCCUCGGGAUCGGAAUUGGAGCUGCACUUUCAAAGCACUUUAAAAAGAAGAGUUCCAGAGCUGACCCUCUCAUCUGUGCAGCGGGCAUGUUGAGCUCUAGUCCUUGCCUCUACCUUGCCAUUGUACUGGCUAAACAUAGCACUGCAGCAACAUAUGUUUUCAUCGCUCUGGGAGAGACCUUCCUCGCUUUGAAUUGGGCAAUUGUUGCAGACAUUCUCUUGUACAUUAUUAUUCCAAGUCGUCGUUCGUUGGCAGAGGCAGUGCAGAUCACCAUCUGCCAUGUCCUGGGAGAUGCCAGCAGCUCCUACAUCAUUGGCGCUAUCUCCGAUGGUAUCCGGAAAACCCGUCCAGCCUCGAGUUUUUGGAGGUUUGUGAGCUUGGAACAUGCCUUCCUGCUGUGCCCUUUUAUUGCUGUUGUUGGAGGAGCCUUAUUCCUGUGGACGGCAAACCAUCUGGAGGAGGAUCGGCUGAAAGCAUCACAGAUUGCUCAAGAUUCGGAGGAAGUGACCCCCAACCCAAGAAGCUAAGACACUACCAUCAUGCCUGCGGUGAGGUGUGGAGUUGAAUGGAGCCAUUCACUGGAUAAAGCUGGACCGAAGGAGACAAUUCUAAGACUGGUUGGAAUAUCAAGCAAUAAGGUUCUGAAUCGAUAAAAACAAUGGUAGCAAUUGUAUUUUACACAAAAGAAAAGCAGCACUUUCCAUAGGGGUUUUUAGAAAUCCUUUCUCACAUUGUUCCUCACUCUCAUCAUCCUUGCACAUAGAGCAAAUCAAGUAUGUAGCCAAUUUCUUCUGCUUCUGAAAGUUGUUUCCAAUGGUAACAAGGUCUUUGGUGGUAUUUCAGAAAAAAAAGCACUUUGAUCAGAGUACAGUACUAAAGGUUCAGCUGUGGGCAGCACUAACGCACUGUUUACUGCCCCCUUGCCUAGCAAGAGCCCUUUACAAAACCAUUACCUUGACUGAACAUAAGGAAGGAAAGAGAGUCCCACGCAGUCUUCCUCAGGGCACCCCAAAAUCACUUUACAGUUAGUGAUUACUCAGUCGCCAUGUCGUCAUUGUUACUCUAAAGGAUACACAGUGGCCAAUUUGCAGAUGCCAAGAUCCCCAGAAGUGACCAGAAGUCGUUUGUGUUAUUGAUGUUGGUUGAAAGUUAAAAGCUGACCAAGACGCUAGGAAUGACACUUGCCUCUCUGCUCUUGUUCAAACUGGUACCAAGAAACCUUUUACACCCACCUGAGAGGGCAAACGCAGCUUUAAAGCCUCAUCCAGAAUAGAUAGUUCUCUUUGACACGUCACCAGCCAUCCUUAGCUGAGUCCCUGCCAGACCAAAUACCUCAAACCACAUCACCCUGUGCCUCUACCCUCUCUGAGGGUGUGCUCCUGACCCACAGGCACCAUCCACAUUUUCAUAGCUUCCCCAAGUGCCUACUGUUCUUCAUGUCCAGGGACACUUGAUAAAGCAGCCUCGACAUUACCUUUCAUGUCAUAUACAGACACUUUUCAAUAGUGUUCCAUAAUCACAGGAGGCAUGCCCACUUAGGCCCUUAUCCCAUUUGAAUCCAGUUUGCUGUCACUUUAUUAUUCUGAUAAUUAUUUAAAUCGCCAUCUAAUGGCAUUACCACCAUCUUAAGGAACAAUUUUGAGAAUUAUAUCCAGACAAAGGAAGGGGAAAGCCAGGAUUGUACUAAUCAGGAAUGCAGUUUAGAAGCAUUUGUAAAGAUAGGAACAUGAGUAGCACAAUAAGUUCAAACAUGAGUUUGAAGCCAGCUUUCAAUACCAGAUGUGUUGGGAAGUGAGGUUUGUUGAUUCGGGAAUAAUCUUUGUUGAGCAGACAGCAAAAACUUUCAAUUCAUUGUCACUCAACAACAUUUCCUUAUCUGAAGUCAGUCCAGGACAAGGGGCACUGUUUUAAAAUUAGAAGUCAUCCUUUUUGGACAAAGAUUAGAAGAUUAAUUUCUCACUGAGUGUUGUGCAACUUUAGACCUCUGCUUCUAAAGGAACUCAUUAAAGAUUUUUAAGAUAGAUAGCUUUGUGUUAAGCAAGGAAAUCAAAGGUGAGAUGCAUAUCAGAGAAUUCCUACAGUGUGGAAACAGGCCAUUCAGCCCAUUGAGUCCAAUGGACCCUCUGGAAGUGUCCCAUCCAAACCUAUCCCCUCUGCACUAUCCCUAAAACCUUGUAUUUCCCAUGGCUAAUCCACCUAGCCUGUGCACUAUGGGGCAAUUUAGCAAGGCUAAUCCAUACAUCUUUGGACUGUGGGAGAAAACUGGAGUAACCUUGAAAGAAACCCACACGGAAACUGGGAAAACUCCAAACAGAUGGUGGUCCAAACCUAGAACUGAGCCCAGGUCCUUGGAGCUAUGUGGUAGUAGUGCUCACCACUGUACCACCAAGGCAGGAUGGGAAAUUCAAAACACAAAUGACCUUACUGAAUUGAAUGGUCUACUUCUGCUACUACAAGCCCACCGACUCCCAUAGCUACCCAGACUACACCUCCUCCCACCCUACCUUCUGUAAAAAUGCCGCCCCUUAUUCCCAAUUCCUCCGCCUCCGCCACAUCUGUUCCCAAGAUGACCAAUUCCACCUCAGAAAGUCCCAGAUGGCCCCCUUAUUCCAUGAUCACAACUUCCCUUCCUACGUGGUUGACGAUGCCUUCCAGCACAUUUCCUCCACUUCAAGCCCCACCCUUCCCAACACAACAAGGACAGAACCCCCCCGAUCCUCACCUUCCACCCCACCAACCUUCACAUACAUCUCAUCAUCCUCCGCCACUUCCACCAUCUCCAAACGGACCCCACGAUCAGAGAUAUAUUUCCCUCCCCACCCCUAUCAGUGUUCCAAAAAGACCAUUUUCUCUGCAACUCCCUUAUCAGGUCCACACCCCCCACCAGCCUUCACCCAGCCACCGCAGGAAGUGAAAAACCUGCGCCCACAUCACUCCCUUCACCUCUGUCUGAGGCCCCAAAGGAUCCUUCUACAUCCACCAGAAAUUCACCUGCACCUUUCCCAAUGUCAUCUACUGUAUCCAUUGCAUCCGAUGUGGUCUCUUCUACAUUGGGGAGACAUGACGUCUUAUGCGGAUUAUUUCAGAGAACAUCUCUGGGACACCACACCCACCAACCCCACCGACCCGUGGCUGAACACUUCAACUUUCCCUGCCUCUCCGUCAAGGACAUGGAGGUUCUGGGCCUCCUCCAUCACCACACCCUAACCACCCGACACCUGGAGGAGGAACACCUCAUGUUCCGCCUGCAACCACACGGGAUAAAUGUGGAUUUCAACAGCUUGCUCAUUUCCCCUCCUCCAAAAUUAUCCCAAUCCUAACCUCCAAUGCGGCACCGUCCUCCUGACCUGUCCAUCACUCCCCCGCUCUGACCUAUCACCUUCUCCCUCACCUUCAUCCACCAAUCGCUUUCCCAGCUACCUUUCCCCAACCCCACCCCCUCCUUCCAUUUUCUCCCAGCCCCCCAGCCCACAAGCCUCAUUCCUGAUGAAGGGCUAAUGCCCAAAAUAUCGAUUCUCCUGCUCCUCGGAUGCUGCCUGACCUGCUGUGCUUUUCCAGCACCACACUUUCAACUCUGAUCUCCAGCAUCUGCAGUCCUCACUUUCUCCUAUGUCUCCUACCUCACAUGUUUCCAACUAAAUUGGCAACUUCACUGAGUAUCACGGAAUAUCAUAAAAGUUAAAAUGUAUUUGCCAUCUCUAGUUGUGAUAUCACUCGUAGACAAGCACCAGAAAAGAGAAUUAUUGAAACAAAAUAAACACAAAAUUCUUUAUUGUUUCAAUGAGCAUAGAAAGCACCAAAACAAAAAUCCCAAAUAAACUAAUGCUGGAUCAUUGCAAAUGCUUGCAAUUGCCAGAUGAAAUUGUUGCAGGAUUUUGCAGCCCAGAGACAGGCUGUUCUGUCUAACUAGCCUAUACCAGUGAUUCUGUGCCACAUCAGCAUCCUCUCAAUCUGCUCCAUCUCACUCUUUCAACAAAUCAAAUAUGAUAAAUGCUUUGCAGCACUCUAAAUGUUUUGUGAUCUGCUGCAAUGUGUUACGUAAUUCGGAGGAUGCAGGAAAUCACCUCGGAACACCCUGGUGUUUGAAAAUUUUCACUUGUAGUUCAGGAGCAGCGAAGCAAAGUCCUGUGCAGUCACAGGGUACAAUGGCUGUAUAAUAUUUGUAUCAGAAUGUGCACCUUUAUGGGGUGUGUAUAUGAGUUUAUACUUGAGUACUCAAAGAAUUAUUAAGAUAGAUGUUUGAAUUAAUUGUAUCUGUAUGAAAUGUUGGUGUAAAUGUACAUUUUAAUGUACUUACGUUAUAU
Molecule: messenger RNA, 5290 nt
Organism: Hemiscyllium ocellatum (epaulette shark)
Lineage: Eukaryota; Metazoa; Chordata; Chondrichthyes; Orectolobiformes; Hemiscylliidae
Product: protein spinster homolog 3-like
Exons: 12
Coding region: 53-1513 (486 amino acids)
Biological process (GO): transmembrane transport
Cellular component (GO): membrane
Molecular function (GO): transmembrane transporter activity
Source: RefSeq, a predicted model, not a curated record